Molecule: messenger RNA, 5507 nt
Organism: Gasterosteus aculeatus aculeatus (three-spined stickleback)
Lineage: Eukaryota; Metazoa; Chordata; Actinopteri; Perciformes; Gasterosteidae
Source: RefSeq, a predicted model, not a curated record
CUUCUGCAGCAUCCAGCAGAUCUGCUGCUGCUGCUAGCGAGGGAAACACGAACACUGCAAGGUCAGGGAUGAGAGACUGUGUGUGAGGGACAGACGGACGGACAGACAGACAGACAGACAGACAGACACAGAGGGAGAGAGAGAACAGUCGAGGUCCAGCUGGCCGGCCGUCCUCAGCUUUCUCCUCCGAUACGAUGGAUUCAGAGAACAACGAGUCGGGAGUGUGCGGCUGCUGUGGGCCUCUGAGGCCGAGGUACAAACGCCUGGUGGACAACAUCUUCCCCGAGGACCCCAAAGAUGGCCUCAGCAAAUCGGACAUGGAGAAGCUGACCUUCUACGCCGUGUCGGCCCCGGAGAAGCUGGACCGGAUCGGUGCCUACCUCGCCGAGAGGCUAAGCCGAGAUGUGGUGCGACACCGCUACGGGAACGUGGUGAUCGCCAUGGAGGCUCUGGACCAGCUGCUGAUGGCCUGUCACUCGCAGAGCAUCAAGCCCUUCGUGGAGAGCUUCCUGCACAUGGUGGCCAAGCUGCUGGAGUCCAGAGAACCAGACCUGCAGGUCCUGGGCACCAACUCGUUUGUGAAGUUUGCCAACAUCGAGGAGGACACGCCGUCUUACCACCGCCGCUACGACUUCUUCGUGUCCCAGUUCAGCGCCAUGUGCCACUCGACCCACGACGAGCCUGAGACCAGAACCAGGAUCCGUGUGGCCGGGAUCAAAGGCCUGCAGGGCGUCGUGAGGAAGACGGUCAACGACGAGCUGCAGGCCAUCAUCUGGGAGCCUCAGCACAUGGACAAGCUGAUCCCCUCCAUGCUGUUCAACAUGCAGGACAGUGAGGACCUGGACAGGGCGGGGCACCCCAGCACCCCUUCGGUGGCGGGUCAGAACGGCGAGGAGAACCCGGCGGCGCUGGCGGAGAGCUGCUUCCGGGAGCUGCUGGGGCGAGCCUACGGCAACAUGAACAACGCCGUGCGGCCCGUGCUGGUUCACCUGGACAACCACCACCUGUGGGACCCCAACGAGUUCGCCGUGUCCUGCUUCAGAAUCAUCAUGUACUCCAUCCAGGCUCAGCACUCCCACCACGUCAUCCAGCAGGUUCUCAAUCACCUGGACACCAACAACAGGAACACCCCCCGGGUCCGAGCCGGCAUCGUGCAGGUCCUCCUGGAGACGGUGGCCAUCGCGGCCAAAGGCUCCGUGGGUCCCACCGUGCUGGAGGUCUUCAACACGCUGCUCAAACACCUGAGGAUGAGCGUGGACCUCGAGCUGGGCGACACCUCCAGGAGGAACUCCAGCGUCAGCGUGUCGUCCGGCCGCGGCAAAGAGAGCGAGGAGCGGAUCGUCCAGAACGCCAUCAUCCAGACCAUCGGUUUCUUUGGUGGGAACCUUCCAGACUACCAGCGAGCCGAGGUCAUGAUGUUCGUCAUGGGCAAGGUGCCCGUGUACGGGACCCCGUGCCACACCUUGGACACCGUCAAGAUCGGGCACCAGGGCACCAAGCGGAUCCAGACCAUGCUGAUGAGCUCGCUCAUCAUGGUAACCUCUGGCUUUAAGUCCAAGUCCAUGGCGGCCGCCUUGCCUCCUUCCUUCCUCGAUCCGCUCUUCUCCAUCUCGCUGAUGGAGGACAACGAGCUGAGGCAGCUGGUGCUGGAGAUCCUGCACAACAUCAUCGAUCGCCAUGACAACCGCGCCAAGCUGCGCGGCAUCAGAGUCAUUCCCAACGUUGCAGCUCUGAAGAUUAAAAGGGAGAAGAUAUCCAAGCAAGACGUUGCGUUCAUGAAGAAGCACGGCCAGCAGCUCUACCGCCACAUCUACCUGGGCUGCAAAGAGGAGGACAACGUCCACAAAAACUUUGAGCUGCUCUUCACCACGCUGGCGAUUCUGACCAUCGAGCUGGCCAACGAGGAGGCCGUCAUCGACCUCAUCCGGCUCUCCAUCGCCAUCCAGGACACGGCUCUGGCCAACGAGGAGAACCUGCCCAUGCUGAUCCGCUGUGGCAUCAUGGCGUUGGUGGCGGCGUACCUCAACUUCCUGAGCCAGAUGAUCGCAAACCCCCCCUUCUGUCAGCACGUCAGCAAGGUCAUUGAGCUGAGGAGCUUGGACGCUCCGUACCUCCUCCCAGAGCACGUCUUCAGAGACAAGUGUCCGCUCCCCGAGUCCCUGGACAAGGAGGACCGGCCGCUCUACUUCCAGACCGCCGACAUGGCCGAGUGCCUGGCGGGACCCGGGUACAACGCCGAGAGGCUGUCCAUCCCGUACGUCCCCCAGGUCACAGUGCUUUACACAGUAGGGAAGAUCCUCCACAGGUGCAAGCAGACGUCCAGAGAUGUGGUCGGCAGAGGUGCUGAAGGUCCUAUGAGGACAUCUCCAGCUGUUAGAUGUGUUGUCUCCCACGCAUCCAAACUGCAUUCUGACUCACGUCUGGACCAACCCACUGACGGGAUGCGAGAAGGUCCAACCUGCCCCCCCCUCGUUCACGUCGUGGGACGUCAGAGGGACGAACGUCCUCGUCCGGGAGGUUUUGUUUUACCUCUUAUCAAGAUCCGUCUGACCAGGAGGAAGAGCUUCGUGGACACAAACUCCCUCCAAGUGGACAUCAUGUCCAACAGCCUUCCAGACACGUCCCAGCUGCCUGAGGAGAUCACGUUCGAGACCCUGAAGAAGGCCAUCGACACCACCGGGCUGGAGGAGCAGGAGAGGGAGAAGAGGCGUCAGCUGAUGGAGAAGUUCCAGAAAGCUCCGUUUGAGGAGAUCGCCGCCCACUGCGAGUCCAAGGCCAACAUGCUGCACGACCGGCUGGCGCAGAUCUUUGAGCUGACGAUCCGGCCUCCACCCAGCCCCUCCGGAGUGGUCUCCAUCUCCUCGGGACACCCCCAGCACCAGUCGGUCCCCGUCUACGAGAUGAAGUUCCCCGACCUUUGUGUCUACUGAUGCUCGUCUGGAGGAGGAACCGGAGCAAAGAGCUGCAUCAACAGCGUAACUUCCUUAGCUGAAAACGGUUCUUCCUUUUCCCCCAAAAUGUACUUUCAUGACUUCAGCCCGCAGCUUCUUGUGUUUCUGAACUUUGAGUUCUAACCUUUAUGCUCUGAACCAACCGCUUGGUCGCACUUUGUUUCCCUGCAAGUCACCGAGAUCAAAGCUUCCACCUUCAGCGCGUAGGCUUCCCAGCAUGCAUCUGGUGUGAUGUCUUCACGCCUUGUGGAGCGCCUUGUGUAUCCGUUCUUAUCGUCACGUGCAGAGUUGUGCGACGUGUUCGCUGUCACAGAGGAGGACUGCAGUAACUCGCCUGCUGGUAGAAACGUCCAACCCGUUAGGAGGGACGACGAGGAUGAUGAUGAUGAAGAUGAAGAUGAUGGAGGACGGGGGAAGUGGACUGAAAGCAGCACAGAGAAACGUCUCGCUCUUUGGAUGCAGGUGUUGUGAUGUUUAAGUCAACAGUGUCAAAUAUUCCCAGUGGGAUGUUUGAAGACCUUCAGGAACAGGAAGUCACAUCACCGUACAAAUCUUUACUCAUUAGUCAGGUUCAGUUUACCAGCAUCAUUUAUUGUCCGUUUCAAACACGAACAACCAAGAGGUCGAUGGGAUGGGAUCCCAAAACGGGACAUGGAAGAAAUGUCCAUCACCAGCCUUCAUGGACUCGAAUGAAUGAAUGAAUGAAUGAAUGAAUGAAUGAAUGAAUGAAUGAAUGAAUGAAUGUAGAUGACUUGAUGAAAUGGGACAUGAGAGGUUUCAGUCAGAAAGAACUCAUCGACAAAUUGUUCUGCAUCCGUAUCGCAGCACCUAUUUACGUUUUUAACCAACAUGCACAGCAAUAAUGAAACUACUUUUGUCUCUUUGACCGCGGGGGACGUCUCCGUCUCCUUCCAUCAGGACAGAAUCUGCAGUGAACGCUCUUAACAACGAUAAGCAGAAGGAUGCACAAAAACAAAUUGAUCUCCACUGCACUUGAGCUGGUUCGCUACCCAGGAAGCUAACGCCAGCAUGGGGGGGCGUCUCUGGAAUCGGGUCUGUGGUGGUUCUCAGACGGGAGGAUGGAGGCGCUGGUGGUUGGAGGCGGUCUCACCGCUUGGUGUGUAAGCUAAGUGGCUGGAGAUGUUUGGACUGAAGGGAAGAAACAAAGAUCCCGUUGAUACUUUCGUUGUCGUCCUGCACGUCGCUGCACUCAGUGACCUGCAACCGUUUUAUUAAAACCCUCAUUUCUCUUCAAGAAGAACGAUCACUUGCUCGAUGAAUGUGUCAUUCUAGCAGUAAAUCAUAUAUUUUUGUACAUCUGAUGCAUCGUGUGCGGAUACAGUGUUGCCAGGUAGAGAUUAGAUGCUUAUUGAGGUUCAGGUUUCGAUGGGAUUGUGCAGUUCUUAUCAAUACGGGACGAAUGGUCUCAGUUACGAAAUGUUACUUGAUUAUUACUUUUAUUAUAGAAUCCAUUAUGCCAUUUCAAAUAUGCUGAUACAUGAAUGAAUAUUAUAUCUAGUUAUUUUUGCUGUGAUAAAGUGGAGAGAAUCUGUAAUUUAGUGAUUUAGCUUUUACGUCUUUAGUCGUUCCUUCAGGAAGUUGCAGCUUUAGAAAUAAAAACAUGUCUCAUUGUGAGAACGGUUCUCCUGCAGGUUGAAUAUAUUUUAUUGUGACGUCAAUACGAGAAAAACUGCUUCGACCACAUUGAUCCAACUAGAAGCAUCUGUGAAAGUUUGACCCUCGACCUCUUUGGACGUUCUAUAGAGAACCCGAGAACCCUUUGAACCACCGGAGGUCCUACUGGGACCUGAAAGAGACCCGUCUCCCCCCCAAUAAUAAUACGUUGGUCAACAUCUUCUGAAGAUGCAGGACUUGGAGACGGUUUCUCUUGGAGAGAUAAUAAUAUAAUGUUAAUAAUAAUGAUAUUUGAGUGAAUUUGGUCCUGAAGCUGCGACUUCCUGAAGGUCACCAGUCAGUCGAAGCAGACUGAGUUUAAAGAGUCGGCGCUGCUACGUAAUAACGUUUAGAUCCAGACGUAUUACAAUGAGAAGAUGAAAUACGGAGUUUGCACUGAUCACUGUGGACCGUGUACCAUAGCAAGAGGGACUGGACCACCGGUGGUCUGGACCCGUUCUGGAUUCACAGGCUUCAGGUGUUUAAUGGUCACAUGACUCAUCGGUCCGCCCACUGAGACCAGCAGAUGAAUUUUAAAGCCGUCACAAUGAAUUCUUUUAUUACAAAUAUCAAUAAAAAUGUGAGAAUUAGAAAAUAAAUCUAGAGUUUUCUAAAGAACAAGAUCUUGAUUUUUAAUUAUGCAAAUCCUCAUUUUUGCUUUUUUUUUGCUUUUUUCUCUUGUUAAUAAUUCUAUAAAUUUUCUCUCCGUAUUUACUUAUCGAUAAAAGGACCAAUCAUUUUCAGCGUUAAUGUGUUGACCUUUGAACUCUGGAUGAACGUAGAAUAAAGGAAGUGGAACCAGCAGAAGUCUACAGAUUGUUAGAAAUGUUGGUUGAUGUUGCUGAAUCAAAUAAAAUGUUCCAUUAAACUGACGGGCUGUGA